This is a messenger RNA of Nelumbo nucifera (sacred lotus), 1197 nucleotides long. RefSeq names its product proteasome subunit beta type-6. Lineage: Eukaryota; Viridiplantae; Streptophyta; Magnoliopsida; Proteales; Nelumbonaceae. The record is from RefSeq and is a predicted model, not a curated record. Gene Ontology annotation, molecular function: threonine-type endopeptidase activity. Gene Ontology annotation, cellular component: cytoplasm; proteasome core complex.
GGUCACGAUCGCGCCAACGAUCUUAGCUACCAGUGACUUGGGCAGGAAGUCGGCUGUUUUUUUUUAAUCAUUUCCCUGUCUCUCUCACACAAACACAGUGAAAAGAACUCGUUGGGCAUCUCUUUCUAUUUGGUUUUCGAUUUCCGUCUUAGAAGGUCCAUUUGAAGGGAGGUUGUGGUUGAUUUGAUUUCUAGGGUUCUUACGCUGUAAUUGCUGCUGCAGCUGCAAUGGAUCUUAAUCUAGAUGCCCCUCAUUCGAUGGGAACCACCAUCGUAGGGGUUACUUACGACGGAGGUGUUGUCCUUGGAGCCGAUUCCAGAACCAGCACUGGAAUGUAUGUUGCCAACCGGGCAUCGGACAAAAUCACACAGCUUACGGACAAUGUCUACUUGUGCCGCUCUGGAUCAGCUGCAGAUUCUCAAGUUGUCUCUGAUUAUGUGCGUUACUUUCUUCAUCAACACACGAUACAGUCAGGUCAACCUGCAACUGUCAAAGUUGCUGCAAACCUAAUCAGGCUUUUGUCGUACAAUAACAAGAACAUGCUACAAACUGGAUUGAUUGUUGGUGGAUGGGACAAGUAUGAAGGAGGCAAAAUAUAUGGAGUUCCUCUUGGUGGAACAAUUUUAGAGCAACCUUUUACAAUUGGAGGAUCUGGUUCCAGUUACUUGUAUGGGUUCUUUGAUCAAACAUGGAAAGAAGGAAUGUCCAAAGAAGAAGCUGAGAAAUUAGUGGUAAAGGCAGUCUCUCUUGCCAUUGCUCGAGAUGGUGCAAGUGGAGGUGUUGUGCGUACUGUCAUUAUAAACUCGGAGGGAGUGACAAGGAACUUUUACCCAGGGGAUACCCUUCCACUAUGGCACGAGGAGCUGGAGCCCCAGAAUUCAUUGCUGGAUAUUCUCUCCUCGACCAGUCCAGAGCCAAUGAGUACUUAAAAAAAGGCAAUCUGGCCAUAUAAAAUGUUCCCCUACACUGGUGGUGCUUGGUUAUAUUUCAUUCACACCUAGACUGCGGUGCUCGGGUCCAGCUCCCUUACAGAUUUGUAUCUUUGUUGCAACAACCAAGGACAUUACUAUGGGUAUUUUAUCUUCUUUAAAGAAAUUAGUAUAAAGCUGAACAUCGGUGGUAUUAGCUAUUCUUUUUGAAUGCCCUCGUUAUUAUAUUCCCACCAAGAUCACAGUGAAGUUUGGUUCAAUGGUUCAA